Aspergillus steynii IBT 23096 is the source of this 4046-nucleotide messenger RNA. RefSeq lists its product as uncharacterized. NCBI's taxonomy places the organism in Eukaryota, Fungi, Ascomycota, Eurotiomycetes, Eurotiales, Aspergillaceae. Bases 75 to 4046 code for a protein of 1323 amino acids. The record is from RefSeq and is a predicted model, not a curated record. The transcript has 4 exons.
AUUCUCGAUCGUUGACACCGACAUCUUCAGCCGGACUAUCAGCGAAAAUCCCGGCCACCAGUUUUGUCCCCAGGAUGAGUGUCAUCGGCAAAAUCCAAGGGGCUCUAGCCAGCCUAUCGAACGAGAAUGUGCUGGCACUAGCGAACCUGAAUUUCGACUUCUCGCUGUUCAAAAUGGAACCGCCACAGGAGUUCACGGGGCUCGGGAAUGCACUAUCCGCGCGUCGCAAAGAAGACGCAGAAGAGGGCUUAUACCAUCGCAUUGCACGACGACUAGGUGCUCUAUUCGAGGGUGUGAUUCCUCCGACCCCCGAAUUAAUCCGCGCGUACGGAAAACGGGUAUCUGAGAUUUCCGAGGCGCCGGGGAUCAAUCCCAAGGGUUCGAAAGAUGAUGGAUUAUUCGAGAAUAUGAUCGGUGCUGAUGGCACGUCGAUCUGGGCGGCCGCAACGUCUGGCUCCGGCGCCAUCCCCGUGCAUAUGUUGGCGUGCAUGCUGGCCCGCAUGUGGAAGUCGGACGAGGCCACGUCCAUAUGGGUUGAGAUUGUCGAAAAGCGAAAGCAAAUUAUCAAGGAAGGGUGCGAGUCGUUGGAGCCCCGACACUGGGCUUCUCUGCUGGCCUCGCAGCAAGAAAUCACACGAAAAGAUCUGGCGCACUGGGACGCUAGUGCUCGGGCUUGGCUGAAUCGCGCAGACGAAGCCAGAGCUCAUCAGCAGACUCAGUUGAUGCUCGUUGUCAAGAAUCUGGACAUCGAUGUUAGUAGUGUGAGGGGUACCUAUGAGAACGUCAUGGAUGCGUGGACCCUGGCAUUGACAACAGUGAACAGCCUGGUUAAGGGAAUGCCGCAGACAGGCCACGAUGGAGCCGUACUUCUGGGCCUCGCGUCCUGGCAUCUAUACCCGGCGCUGAACGUCCUCAGUCUUGGUCAAGACCUGAUCGAUCUUAAAGACAAUCUUGUGCCUCACACUGGCAUCAUAACCCUUGGCCUUAACGCAGCCAAUCCUGGUCCUGGCGAGGGCGUUCGCUGGUCACUUCCUUUGGCACAUCUUCGCUUCUAUGGCGAGCCUGUGGAGUUAACAACUACUAUCAGCAGAAGCGCGGAACGGCUGCACAUGCCCGAUCUCCUUCAGGUCAUCCUCGGCUGCGCUUUGGCUGGCUGGGGGUACUCCACUCCCCGAAAAGCCGAUCCAAUCAUACAGAUCCUGGCUGAGUUGUGGUCGUUUCUUAACAGAGGAAAAGGUCUGCUUUUGCAGGACAUGAAUUCAUGCUUUGAGAAGAUCACCCAUUUGCAGGACGAAGAGAAGCUAGAAACGGAUAAUGAAGUCAAGAAUGCCCAGGAAAAGGCAAAGCAAGAUAUGAAACGAAGAAUGCAAGUUCUCACCGGCGAUGAAACAGACACAAUUGAACCGUUGCCAGAGCCCAUCUAUACUGAAAAACGCAAAAUGCUGAAAGAGGAGAUCGAUGGUCUGAAAGAACAAGCAGACCACGAUCGCGCAGCACUAUUGCGAUUGGAAGAAAUACUGGAUGAACACAACCCGACGUGGCCUAUCCUUCUGGCACGAACUGCUUAUGAAUUCAAUUGUGCCGAGGGUGUCAAAAGAGCACAAUAUGAAAUGCUUCAGGCCCUCGGAACCAGACAAUCUGAAUUUCUUGGCCCACCUCCCCAAGAGACGCAGCCUGCAUUCGGUCUGACAGACGAGAGGGUAAUCUCUCUGAUAUCCAACAAUUUAGAAGAGCAGAUCGAGCUGUUUCGAGAUCUAAGCAAGAUACUUGCGGUUCCAAAUCAACUUAUUAUCAAGUACGCCCUCGCAGAUGAGUUUCCGGGCUAUCUCAGGACUCAUCGCAACACUUGUGGACUGGCCAGUGCUGUUGUCUCAAACAAACGAGACUAUGCUGGAAACGUCCUUUGCGAGCCACGGAGGUGGAUUGCUCUUGAUAAGGACAUUGACAUUGACAGCCGACGGAAUAUAGAAGAGGCUUGGAUAAGCUGGCGAACGCAGCUGGGAGUCCAUGACACUUUUGAUCCGACCAGCCAGAGAAUUUCAACCUCGCGGACCGAAUAUGGAACUGGGUUUACUUGGUUGAAAGCAGAACCAGAUCCAGCUCACGAAGCUCCUUGGAUGGCCGAUUCUAGCACUUUGUCUGGCGAGACCGGGACGUUGUAUAAUCCUCUCUGUGGGGACCCGGAAUACGCUGCGCUGUACUUUGCAGGAGAAUAUCCCAAAGCCCCUGGGAAGGACCUCGAGGCCGCCCGGGCAAUGAGUCUAACUCUUGCCUUGAAGACCGACCGAGUCAGUAUCGUACGGCUCUUGUCCCUCUUCAACCAAGUUAGCCUGCCGUAUGAUCAUCCACACAGCCAGGCCAUCAGAGGUGCUUGCGCUGCAGCAAAGAUAUACCAAGCUAUCCCUACUGCGAAGCUGUCCCUCCGUUCCCUAAUGCUGCCCCUUCAUGAAGCCAAUUGGAUACCACGUCCUGAGCCUCAAGUUGACUCUCAAAACUCGCCAGAGGACCAUCUCCCUUAUGAUACAGGGCUUAUCUGGCAGGACGAAUACAUUACCUCUGAUCCGGGUCCGUACAUCCUACCGCUUUUCGAAACGGCGGGUGUACACGACGGCGGAUUCAUUCUGAGUAACAUUCGUCUUCUGGAUUUUUCCCGAGGACAAUUGAAGCAGAGACUGGCGCUUCCAAAAGAGGGUGAAGAAUUCUGGACGCAGUGGAAGGCCCCGGAAUUGAAUCGCUCCCACGCCUUUGCGUGCAUCGUAUACUUCGAAUCGGGGUCGCACAACCACGACCCCGAAGGCUACAAGAGCGUUAUGGCAGUCUCCUGUGGUGAUUCAAUAUACGCGGCCGAGUCGCUGUUCUCCGAUCCGUACACUGUGCCCAAAGACUUCCUCAUCAAACGACUCAUCGGGAACAUUGGGCAUCCGGGAGUCGUCCUACUUGUCCCCCCGGCCUGCCCGAUGGUUCGUGCAUCCAACAUAUGCGACCCCUUUUCAGUCCGACACGCCGCAUUUGACGGUCGAUUAAUGGAUAAAUUUCCCAAGACUCAACUGGAGCUCUCUUUCACCGGGUAUUCCGAGUCCAUUCGGAGCAAGGACCGCGGGGCCUGCGACACCACCGUUUACGUUCUGGAGGCACAGGUGCGAGUAUACGACGGUGGGAGCUGGGUCGGGGAUUUGGAUGUUCUCGCAGCUCUGGACAGUCCUAUCCUGCAGCGUCCUCUAUCGAGUGACGGGGACGCGCAAGAUUCGAGCGAAGAUUCGAGCGUCGAGCUUGCUAGUAUCGAUCGGUGGGAAGAGCUGCUCCAACCUCCACCGACGCGAGUAGGAAUCAUUCGGGCACAUGGGAAUUGGCUGGCUCGGUUGGCGGCAGCGUCCUUGAGCGUGCAAAAAGGAUAUUCCACGAUGCUACAGAACGACUUGCACAUCUCGCAGUCCUCCGACCUCCAGUAUGUGAAGAGCAAUUUCAGAUAUCAUCUCUUAGCCCAGAGUCUGGUUAAGCCAAGCGAACAUGGUCCUCAGAAGCUCUUGCGCAGCACCGAUCUGACAAUGGUAGCCUGCAACGCCAGUGAAGCUAUGCAGAGUCGCUCUGUCAGCGGACGAAACAUUAGCGAGGGCGUGCCUUUUUAUCUGGGAAACCAAGCCGGAGCACUGAGGAUUACUGACUUCGCUGAUCCCGCGAUCUUGCGCCCUAGCUACCAUACACUGGCCUCUAGGAGGAACCACAGCCCACAGGCACCGAAGGAGCAUAGGAGCCAUAUUAUCGCGCAAGGGCCGUGGCACAUCAUGAGCCCGCUGAGUCGCUUGUUGACAUUCUUCUUGGAGGACGACGGUGAGCUUAUGGCGACCUUUCUCCAACCUGGGCAGUAUGAGUGGAUUCGCGAACAGUCCCUGCGUGUCGCUACUCUGCUUCGAAUUCCAUUAGUGGACACUGGCGAUGAAAACGGCGGAAUGCUCUCUUUCAACUCUACUCGAGGAUCUAUCGAUACCCGGGUUGAGGAUCUUGCAAAGAGGGUGAGGAAAAGCGCGGUUUUUAUGAGUGGUCCGUAG